Molecule: messenger RNA, 2758 nt
Organism: Rhinolophus ferrumequinum (greater horseshoe bat)
Lineage: Eukaryota; Metazoa; Chordata; Mammalia; Chiroptera; Rhinolophidae
Gene: BTG3
Product: BTG anti-proliferation factor 3
Exons: 5
Coding region: 179-937 (252 amino acids)
Biological process (GO): negative regulation of cell population proliferation; negative regulation of mitotic cell cycle
Cellular component (GO): cytoplasm; nucleus
Source: RefSeq, a predicted model, not a curated record
CGCCCUCUCAGCGCGCGCUCGGCUGCCCGACGACGCGGGAGUCGCACGCGCGGGACAAGGCUAGCUGCGCUCCCCCGCCGCCGAGCGCUGGCUCAGUGAGGCGGCACCCUCGGUUCAACGCCCGGAGAGGGUCGGGGCUGCGGAAUCUACGGACACAGCCGCGGCGGCGGUGGGAAAGAUGAAGAACGAAAUUGCUGCUGUUGUCUUCUUUUUCACAAGGCUUGUUCGAAAACAUGAUAAGUUGAAAAAAGAGGCAGUUGAGAGAUUUGCUGAGAAAUUGACUCUAAUACUUCAGGAAAAAUACAAAAAUCAUUGGUAUCCUGAAAAACCAUCAAAAGGACAGGCCUACAGAUGCAUUCGUGUCAAUAAGUUUCAGAGAGUUGAUCCUGACGUUUUGAAAGCCUGUGAGAACAGCUGCAUCUUGUACAGUGACCUGGGCUUGCCAAAGGAACUCACUCUAUGGGUGGACCCAUGUGAGGUGUGCUGUCGGUACGGAGAGAAAAACAAUGCGUUCAUUGUUGCCAGCUUUGAAAAUGAGGAUGAGAACAAGGAUGAGAUCUCCAAGAAAGUUACCAGGGCCCUUGAUAAGGUUACCUCUGAUUAUCAUUCAGGAUCCUCUUCUUCAGAUGAAGAAACAAGUAAGGAAGUAGAAGUGAAACCCAGUUCGGUGACUGCAACCCCAAGCCCCGUGUACCAGAUUUCAGAACUGAUAUUCCCACCUCUUCCAAUGUGGCACCCUUUGCCCAGAAAAAAGCCAGGAAUGUACCGAGGAAAUGGCCAUCAGAAUCACUACCCUCCUCCUAUUCCAUUUGGUUAUCCAAAUCAGGGAAGGAAGAAUAAACCGUAUCGCCCAAUUCCAGUAACAUGGGUACCUCCUCCUGGAAUGCAUUGUGACCGGAAUCACUGGAUUAACCCUCACAUGUUAGCACCUCACUAGCUCCUUUUGAUUCUGUUGGUGUUGAGAAGGUAGAAUAAGCCUGAUUACAUGUUAAAAGUUAAAAGUUCAUAUUCAUAGUAGUAAAGUUAGAUGGGUCAAACCAUCAAACUUAUUUUUAUAGAGAAGUUAUUGAGAAUAAUCUUUCUUAAAAAUAUAUAUGCACUUUAGCUAUAUUGAUAUAGUUUGAGAAACUUUAUUAAAGUUAGUCAAGUGCCUGAGUUUUUAAUAUUGGACUUGAGUAUUUAUAUAUUGUGCAUCAACUCUGUUGCAUAUGAGAACACUGUAGGAGUGGACGAUCUGUUCUAGCACCUUUGAACAUUUACUUUAUGGAGAGUAUGUAAGUUAUUUAUACACAAGGAAAUAUAUUUUAUGUCGUUGUUCAGAAGAAUUGUGUGAAAUCAUGUAGUUGCAAAUAAAAAGUAGUUUGAGGCAUGACAAUGUGUGCUUCUGUUCCGUGCAUAAAAAAGAAGGGAGAGAGCACAGGGGAUGUUUCACUUCACUGUUGAAAUAUUUACUAAAGAAAAAUAGAAUAAGAGUUUAAAUUUUCCUUUAAAACUUUUUUUCAAACCAUUCCUUUCCCAAAGACUACAUUAUCAAAAUAUGUAUAAAAAAAUCUAAAAUUAGUUAGUUGUAGCUAAUUGAAAAUAUAAUAAAACAUCUUUCAACCAUCAGAGUCACUAUUCAUAGAUUUUCCUAGCCAAGAAUUUGGCCCAUACUAACUUUGAUAUGACAUCUGACUUUAUGUGCAUAAUGCCAUCGCAUAAAGUAGACAUGUCCUUCAGCCACUCUAAUUUCUGUGCCUUGUGCUUUUUUCCAACACGUUAAAAUCUUUACUAGAGGUCUAAAAUAAAACCAAAUAAUACAGUACUUCAUAUUCUUCAGUAGUCCUUCAUAUUUGUACCACUGUAAUUCCAUCAAUCUUGUAAGUAUACUUGAACUACAAAAAGAGAUAAGAAUUUGACCAGGUCUUACAUUAAUUUUUGCUCCAUAAGACGCAUUAGAGUUGAUUGUCCAGCUAGGUCUUAUUUUUAGGGAAACAACAGUAUGUAUUACAUAGUACUCAUUUCAUGAGAAAAAAAUUAGUACCUAGAGGGAGAAAAAUCCCUAUUAAGAAGAGUAUUAAAUACCUGAAAAAUAAGCUUUAACAACAGAAAGGAGUAAGUCCUAUAGAAAAGUUCAUAAAAAUUUUUACAAAUACACUGCUUGUAAUGUCACUCAAUAUAUCAAUAGAGCUGAUGGUCCGGCUAGGUCUUAUUUUCAGAGAAACACAGUAUGUAUGCAAAUAAGGCCAAUACAAGAAUGAUCGGUGUCUACUGAUGUACAGAGUUGUCCACUGUAUUGUGAUGACUGAAAAUAGGUGCAAAAAAUGAUAAUAGAACUUAAUAGGUUUACCAUAGAAAGUGAGUCUCAGAGUAUUCAAGUAAGUUGCCCCAGGUGACCUAAACUAGCAGGGCCUCAAACCUCUGGCAGUGUGACUCCAGGACACAUGCUUUUAGGAGAUAAGAGGGUUGGAAAGAGACUAAACCAUUAAUAAUGCUACACUUAAACUGUUAAUAAUAGUGUGUAUUUCUUUUUUUUUGCAUAUGGAAAAUAAUAAAAGAUUUUGGUACCAUUGGUUUAUUUUACACUAGAUGUCAAUGAAAAACAAAUUAUCUUUUAAAAUGGCCACUAGAGGGCAUCAAAUAUUUUCCAACUUCCAAGCUAAAGGUUGUAUUUGCAAAUAAUCUCCCUUCUCCACAAAAAGCAUUAGUGGUUAGUUUAAAUCAUUGCUUUUCCUAUGGGUCUACAGUAGAAAUUGCCAUUGGUAAUGGAGAUUUUUAG